UGGAGGGUGACGGCAGGGGUACCGUGAGAUAUGAAGAGUGAGGUCAAGGGUACCCUGACCUCGAAAAGGUUGGGAAACACUGCGCUAAGACAAGGAUGUCUUUAGACACUGUGCCGAGAAGCUGGAGUGCAGACCCUGGUUCUGAAGUUUUGUUUGCCUGCCCUUAUCUAAUAAAGCAAUUCAAUAACUGUAUACUGAGUCAGCCGGGUGGUGUGUCCAUGGGCGUCACCAGAAGAAGCUGAGGAGAGCUGAUAACGUGUUUCAUCCGGCUCCGUUUUGACUGCGAGGCCAAUUAUUGCGCAAACGAAUCAUCUUUCGCCUCUUGAUGAUUUUAACGUGGAGAUAGAUUGAUGAGCCAGAAAGCAAGCGGAAUGCUGCUGUGAUGUUGCCAAGUUCUCACCGCCUGCUCUGUAGCGUGCGAUGCCGAGCCAUCCCGCGCUGGUCCUGUAACCUGAGGGGAGUUAUUCAGGCAGGGAAUGGCUCCAGCUCAGAGGCCUCAUCCUGUAAAGCGGAAAUGGAACCAGGGACCAGUACAUGGAUAAAUGUGAAGAAAGAAAGAAAGAAAGAAAGAAAGAAAGAAAGAAAGAAAGAAAGAAAGAAAGAAAGAAACAUUACAAGUGAAACUGGGGAAAAGUACAUGGAUAAAUGUGAAGAAAGAAAGAAAGAAAGAAAGAAAGAAAGAAAGAAAGAAAGAAAGAAAGAAAGAAAGAAAGAAAGAAAGAAAGAAAGAAAGAAAGAAAGAAAGAAAGAAACAUUACAAGUGAAACUGGGGGAAAGUACAUGGAUAAAUGUGAAGAAAGAAAGAAAGAAAGAAAGAAAGAAAGAAAGAAAGAAAGAAAGACACAUUACAAGUGAAACCGGGGACCAGUACAUGGAUUAAUGUGGAG
Messenger RNA from Sphaerodactylus townsendi, 887 nucleotides. RefSeq lists its product as uncharacterized. The coding region runs from base 383 to 880 and encodes 165 amino acids. The record is from RefSeq and is a predicted model, not a curated record. The transcript is spliced from 2 exons. Lineage: Eukaryota; Metazoa; Chordata; Lepidosauria; Squamata; Sphaerodactylidae.